GGCGAGAGCGAUGGAAGCUCGGACCUGGAGAACUCGUACCCGCAAUUGCCUGCGGCACCCGUGGACACGCUCAUUGCGUUCCGCCAGCAGGCGGCGCAGAAGGAGUUGCAGUUGACGGAGAAGCUCAAGGAGGUGGUGGCGGACGCCAGGCAGAGGCAGCAGGAGCGACGCGAGGCUCAGCGCUCGAAAAAGAAGAAGAAGGCACCGCCGCCCAAACGACGACACUCGAAGCAAAGCGACUCGUUGUCCAACGGAUCUACGCACCUCGAGCGGAACCAUACGAACGGCAGCGCUGGCACUGCCGAAGUGAAGAUGGCUCCACAGGAUCAAGAUGAAGCUGAGGACGAGUGGAUGGUGGACUGCUCCUGUGGGCUGAAGAAGAAGAACUACGACGACGGAACCUCCAUGAUCCAGUGCGAUAGCUGUUCGCACUGGGUGCACGCCAAGUGCUCUGACAAACAGCCAGAGGCUGUUGCGCAGGAGAAGUUCUUGUGUUUCCGGUGUGGCUGGAUGUUCGACUGUGUGUGUUCUAUUCGUCGGAUGCCCAACCACGAUGACGGCCAGCGCAUGGUGGAGUGUGAAAGCUGCAAAACGUGGCAGCAUACGAUGUGCGUUGGCAUCCCGAUGACGGAGGAGCCUCCGGACGAUUAUCGGUGUCCGCGCUGCGUGAAGAACGCACGCCGCCGCAAGUCAUCGUCCAAGAAGGGAAGCAGCAGUCGUGAACGACAGCGGAAGCGAAGCCAUUCCGAUUCAUCACGCCGCCACCGGAAAAGCAGCGAUGCGUCCCCGGUCGUUGCCGUGGAUGUGCGGACUGCAGCUCGGUCUAUCGAUAUGUUGACAACGCCGACUCGCGCGCACAGAAGUAGACGCUCUGAGGUUAAUGCGUCGCCGAAGGUCGAGAGGAAAACUCCACAUGCCCAAGUGCCUCCACCCCCUCCAGUCCCAGCCGUCUCGCCGCCGUAUUCACCGCCGCCGCCUCCAUCGACACCUCCACCCCCUUCAGUGGUAUCCAGGGCUUCAAGGCAUGAGCGACAUCUGAAGCGACGAAGUGAGAGGGAGCGAGAGCGCUCCUCUGCGUCCGGAAGCUCUUCACACCGGGAUCGUGGACGAUCUUUACAGGGAAGCAGUAAAGGGCUCAUGCUUCGGGGAUAUUCUCCUGCGUCUUCGAGAACGGAUCCUCCUUCCUCGCACUCUGUGGACGUAAGACCGCCGCUGCCGCUUACCCCGCAAUCCGCUGGAGCUAGCAGUGGACACAGCUAUAGCAGCCACAACAGCCACAACAGCCACGAUCGCAGCGGCCGGAAGCGCAAAGCGGGCUCAGCACGUGAUCGCUUGGCGAAAAAGCUCAAGAUCAAGAAGUCUUCGCUGCGG
Molecule: messenger RNA, 1371 nt
Organism: Phytophthora sojae
Lineage: Eukaryota; Oomycota; Peronosporomycetes; Peronosporales; Peronosporaceae
Exons: 2
Source: RefSeq, a predicted model, not a curated record